Tetranychus urticae (two-spotted spider mite) is the source of this 1820-nucleotide messenger RNA. Lineage: Eukaryota; Metazoa; Arthropoda; Arachnida; Trombidiformes; Tetranychidae. The record is from RefSeq and is a predicted model, not a curated record.
CUUGCCUAGGUGCAUGGUCUAGAUACUUUUGUCAUUUGUUGAGUGCUAAAUCUUUGUGCUUAACUGAAUGACUAACAAUUCACUUGCAAUUUGCUCAAAUCUGCUCUUCCUUUUUAUUUUAUUAUCAAUAUUUCAUGCUUCUAUUGCUUAUGCUGAGUUUUUUUUCACCUGAUUUCCUAUUCAAUUAGUUAACUAUAUUUAACAAAUUAUUUUCACAAAAAUAUGUCUCUCAAGAAAGAAAGAAUGCUCGAGAAUGGACAAAUCAAGAUAUUUACUGAAGCAAUUGACUCUUAUUACAACUCAACUUCGGACUCACAAUCUUCAACCUCAACAACAUUUCCUUCAACUGGUUAUAUCAACUCAGAUACAGUGAAUGAUAUUGAAAUGUCAUCAACAACUGAAUACUCAUCAAGAAACCAAGUUACCAGGAUUUCCGAGAACAGUAUCUCAACGGAUAAAAAUGAUUGCCGAGUGAAAAAGACUUGGAACUCUAAUGUAGGGAAAAAGAUAUUGGCUGUUCAUUUUUCACCGAUGAACAUAAAAUCGGAAUUCUUGUCCACACAAACCAUGCUGGAUGGAUUUGAGUCAUUUGCUUUAUACGAGGCAGUUCACGCUUUACAAGAGAUUAUAUUCAAACAGAACUCGGAUGUGUAUUUGGCAGCACGUAGAGAUGACUUAUGCACUGAUCCACGUCCAGUUGAUCUUGUAGGUUCUGCUGAAAAGUCUCGCGCAUUUAGGAAAUUACAUUUAAAUGAUAAAAUUCAUUUGUUGAAAAAUGCCUUUUUUAGUCUAAAUUCAUUGAAAAAUUUAAUAGCCUAUGAUGCUCAAAUCGACGGUUGGUAUUUUUGUGACAGGAUAUUUCCACGGAAACAACUUUACUUGAAACACCCCGAUUCCUAUAGAAAAGCUGUACAUGUUAUGGAUACUUUUCCAGAUCGUUUCAAAAGCGACAUCAACGUCCUCACAUUGAUUUUUUUCAUUAUUAUUUUCAAUUCUGAUUUGCCAGGGUUGAAAUAUCGAAAUACAAUCAAAUCAGAACAAUAUGUUUAUAUUUAUUUAUUGAGACGAUAUUUGGUUGCAUGUAUCGAGCCAACUUGUGAAGCUUUGGACUAUUUUUAUCAGCUGAUGACUUUAAUUGCAGAAGUUGAAGACCUGCAGAAAGCAACUGAGGUACAAUUUGAUGAUUCCAUAGCUGAUGCUUCUUAUUUGCUAAAAAAUCGCGUCGUUAGAUUUAUUGAGCUGCGAAGCAUACAACAAUAAUUGGAACUCGUUGAUUUCAACUUCAUAGAUCAAGGCCGUUAAUACCAAUGAGCAGCAUGGUUUAGUUGUAAAGUAGAUGUUAUCAUUCGAUAACGAUAUAUUCUAGUGCUAUCAGCGUGGUCGUGGUCCUAAGUUGUGAUUUUUUGCCAUCGUCAAUCAAUCGUCGUAAAGCAAAACUUGAAAUUCACAAAUCACUAAAGGGAAAGUAAAAAUCUUGUAGAAAUGUUCGAUUGGCUCUCUUAGCAUUAUGAAAGACACCAAAUAAUUCUGAUAUUUUAGCUGAAAUCCUCAUCUGAACUGUGGUUCAUCUUUCUGGCUAUAAAUGCUUCAGUUUUUAUCAUUUUAUAUCACCACGAAAUCCUUAACUUUUUUCAUCACUUUUGGAAAUAAGCUUUUAAUAAUAGGAAAGCUCCUAUUGACCAUAUUCGCAGAGUGGUGGACAAUUUGGUUGAUAAGAUCGUGAGAUUCGGUUUCCAUUGGUUUUGUAACCCGGUUAUGUAAAUUUAAAAAAGACGUUAUUCAAUGACUCUAGGUGACAAUAAACAGGGUUUUAUAAUUUA